Oncorhynchus masou masou (cherry salmon) is the source of this 3059-nucleotide messenger RNA. Its product is annotated as G-protein coupled receptor-associated protein LMBRD2B-like. The transcript has 18 exons. The coding region runs from base 189 to 2249 and encodes 686 amino acids. Lineage: Eukaryota; Metazoa; Chordata; Actinopteri; Salmoniformes; Salmonidae. The record is from RefSeq and is a predicted model, not a curated record. Gene Ontology annotation, biological process: adrenergic receptor signaling pathway. Gene Ontology annotation, cellular component: membrane.
AAAGGUUGUGUACGCGGAUUCCACUUUUCGGGAACACACUGUUAUUGUCAGGUUAUUAAACGUGAGAGAAGAGACCGGCUCGAAGAAUUUCAGCUGGGGUUCAAGGAUCGAGUCUGUGCAGGGUUCAGACAGACAGACAGACAGUGUGUGAAGGUGAUGGCACAGUAUGUGGGUAUAGCAGCAACAGGAUGAGCGGUGGAGCCCUGGGUAUCGAGAUUGUGCUGGUCUUCUUCCUGCCACUAUUUCUCCUGCAUCGCUAUGGACACUUCCGCAAGCAACACCCACUGGUGCUGUUCGGGACCCUCCUGUCCUGGUAUCUCUGCUUCCUUAUCGUCUUCAUCCUUCCCCUGGAUGUCAGCACGACCAUAUAUAACCAGUGUAAGAUUGACAACGAGAAACCCAGGGCUCUGACCAGUUCAGACCCCUCUAAUCAGACAUCCAACUCCUCUGUCUUCCCUACAAGCACACCUAAAGUAUGUCACAAGCCAUGGAGCUAUAUUCCCGAUGGAAUUUUGCCAGUGUUCUGGCGCGUGGUCUACUGGACCUCUCAGUGUCUGACCUGGCUGUUGCUCCCCUUCAUGCAGUCCUAUGCAAGCUCUGGGUGCUUUUCUAUCCCCGGAAAGAUUAAGACGGCCCUUAUCGAGAACGCCAUCUACUAUGGCACCUACCUGGUCAUCUUUUGCUCCUUGCUUAUCUACUUGGCUGUCCAUCCCCAGUGGCAGCUGACCUGGCAGGGCCUGCAAACCAUUAGCAUCGCAGCAGCAAACACCUGGGGGCUUUUCCUCUUGGUGCUGUUGCUAGGUUAUGGCCUGGUGGAGAUCCCGUGCUUGUACUGGAACUCUUCUCGCCACGGUUACCUGUUGGCCAAGACCUACUUCAAGGUGGCCAAGCUGGCGACGGAAAAGUCAGACGCCGAGGAAAACAUGGAUGACGCCAUGGAGGAGGUGGCAAAUGUCAACGAAUCAAUCGGGUACGGUCACCCCCUAAGGAUCAGCAUUGACACUAUUUUGAGAAAGUGUCCCAUGGAAAUCCAGGAGAAAAUGGCGAGGCUGAACACGGAGGACAGUGAGAAUGAAAGCACACAGAGGACCUAUCCUUCCAAAAGGAGCCUAGUGAAGCUUCAUAAGCAAGUGAUCUGUGCUGGCCAGAGACACAGUCAAACCCAGGUCCAGUGGGCGAUCCUUCUGGAAGAGGCCUUCCAUUUAGAGGACGUGUGUAUGAAUGAGACCAGUACCUCCCAUCAGUUUGUCCAUAGUUUCCUCUCCUCCCAUCCACCCGGCUGGCUCGGCAAAUACCUGUACACUCCUACCAUAGAGUGGUACUGGGAGUGUGUGCUGCGACAGUGUUGCUAUCGGAUGCUGGCACUACUGCUGUCUCUACUCUCUGUGGCUGUGGUGUGGUCUGAAUGCACGUUUUUCAGCACACAUCCUGUCCUCUCUCUCUUCGCCAUCUUCAUCCAGUUAGCAGAGAGUGACUACAACUACUUGUACAUAGAGAUGGCGUGCUUUGUCACUAUUUUGUUCCUGUGUGUUUGUGUCUACUCUACCGUGUUCCGCAUCCGAGUCUUCAACUACUACUACCUGGUACCUCAUCAUCAGACAGACGCCUACAGCCUACUGUUCAGCGGAAUGUUGUUCUGUCGACUGACUCCUCCACUGUGUCUCAACUUCCUGGGUCUCAUCCACAUGGACGCCUCCAUUUCUCACCAGCAGAGAAUAGAGACAGCAUACACCACAAUCAUGGGCUCUAUGCGUCUCCUUUCCUUCAUAGCAGAUGGUUUCUACAUCUAUUACCCCAUGCUCAUUGUCCUCCUCUGCAUCGCUACCUACUGCAGCCUGGGUACCCGCUGUCUCAACCUCCUGGGGUUCCCACAGUAUAUUAGUCAGAGCGAUGACUUGACCUCUGAGCUGGUGGAAGAGGGCAGGGAGCUUAUCAGAAGAGAAAGAAGAAACCGACAGAGAAGCGAGGAUGCGGAGAGUCGGAAACGAGGAUGGAGAGAGCGCUAUGGAGAACAGCGAAAUGUGAGGAGGAGCAGAAAUGGUUAUUCCGAGUUAAAGGACAACGACUCUCCCUCAGACAACAGUGACACUGCCCAGUUGACGAGGAGAGAGAGCGGGGAUCACACUGGGUUACUUCAGGACGUGGACACCACAAGCCUAGAUCCUAGUGAUUCUCCCACCCAGAGGUACGCAGGAGGACGUUACCUCUCCCUGGCGUCCUCUCGGACACACAUUUUCAACAAUGUCUGAGAGGAGCCCCUGCUCAGAGGCUGUGGGACUGAACUGACCUUUCCUCAUUGCCCACACGGCUGCUAGAGUUCCAUGGAUAUUUUCUUCUUCUCUUUUGUCCUUUAGCCUGUUUGUCUGGAGAUAGAUAUUUAUUUAAUGCACAUUGGGAUCAUAAUGAAUAAGAUAACAUGGACCAGGGGGUCCUGAUCUGAGAUCAGCACUCCAACUGUGGUUCCAGUAGUGCCCCAAGAACAAAACAUUGUCUGACCUCAGAAACCACUGUGACUUUUAACCUUAGGAGAAAGGGAUGCAUUAGGGCCCCUGACCAAGUGCUUACCUUUUCUCCCCCUCCUUUGAUUUCCGUUUGUGUUUUUAGAACCCAUUCAUUCUGUAACGACGACUCAGUCAUUUUAUUUUACAUUUAUUUAACUAGGCAAGUUAGUAAAGAACAAAUUCUUAUUUUCAAUGACUGCCUAGUUCAAGGGCAGAAAGACAGAUUUUUACCUUGUCAGCUCGGGGAUUUUGGUUACUAGUCCACCGCUCUAACCACUAGGCUAUGCUGCCACCCAUCUCACAAUGCCUCUUCUUUGCCAGGGUAUGUAUGAGUUUUUAGGGUACAAUGAUAAAACAUGUCUUCUUUCUAGGAGAUUUUCCUGUGCCUUGAUUUUUCUGAAGUCAUAAUGGAUGUGCACCCGAGUUUUGCUCCAUUCUAAAUGGUUUUAUUUCCAUAAAUGCUGUAUAUUUAAAUAUCGAUGUCCUUUUAUAGAUGUACUGUCUUUUUUUUAAUCAACAAGUACUGACUGCACUGUCGUUUUUUUUAAUGAAUAAUAA